CCCAACAACUGUCUAUUCUUCCAUUCCAGCUAGCAGCUCUCCAUCCACUAGUGUAUCCGUUCCAACAACAAUUGUUUCGUCAUCUGUUACAACGGUUUCGUCAACCAGUCUUCUAUCUUCUGUCUUAACUACGGCACCUCCACAACUGCCAUCAACUGGAUUUGUUAUUAUCAAGUCAUCAACACCUACAUCAUCAAUUCCCCAAAGCUCUUUGCUGAAAUCAUCAUCAUACGUAUUUACCAAACCACCACCCCCUUCAUCUUCUGUUCCAAAAACACCAUCUACUGCAUCGAGUCCUCAACCACCCAGCAGCACUGUGGCUCCCCCAACAACUGUCUAUUCUUCCAUUCCAGCUAGCAGCCCAACAACUGUCUAUUCUUCCAUUCCAGCUAGCAGCUCUCCAUCCACUAGUGUAUCCGUUCCAACAACAAUUGUUUCGUCAUCUGUUACAACGGUUUCGUCAACCAGUCUUCUAUCUUCUGUCUUAACUACGGCACCUCCACAACUGCCAUCAACUGGAUUUGUUAUUAUCAAGUCAUCAACACCUACAUCAUCAAUUCCCCAAAGCUCUUUGCUGAAAUCAUCAUCAUACGUAUUUACCAAACCACCACCCCCUUCAUCUUCUGUUCCAAAAACACCAUCUACUGCAUCGAGUCCUCAACCACCCAGCAGCACUGUGGCUCCCCCAACAACUGUCUAUUCUUCCAUUCCAGCUAGCAGCUCCAAACCCACUUCGUCACCGAAGCCCACCAGCAGCACUGUGGCUCCCCCAACAACUGUCUAUUCUUCUAUUCCAGUUAGCAGCUCUCCAUCCACUAGUGUAUCCGUCCCAACAACAACUAUUUCAUCUGCUCCGUCAAGUGUAUUUUCGUCUUCAGUUGUACGGAGUUCAACAAUCACUCGAUCACGACCGACAACAAGUGUUUUUUCACCAAGCAUAUUCAUACCCUCGUCAUCUAGCAGUAUAUUCACACCGAGUACCAGUAUUUUCAGUCCACCUCCUCCCUCAAGUUCUGCUCCAAUUUCAAUCCCUACCAGUUCACCAUCGUCCCCGUCAUUUAGUAGCCGUUAUUCACCCUCACCGUCCUUCAGCACACCAGCUUCCAGUGGUCCGUCUUUGAGCAGUAGCAGCAUUUCCGUUCCAUCGUCCGUAAUCACCUCACCAAUUACUUCCACUUCGAAGCCAAGCGUCUCUGUUAUCACAACUUCCCCGAUCGUGUCCAGCGUUCCUUCGUCUAUUCGUCCUUCAUCGCCAAGUCCGUCUAGUAGGCCUUCUGCAUCUGUGAGUGUAUGCCCCAGCUGCUUCUACAAAGGGAACUUUUAUCCGCCGAACAGCACGUGGUCUGAUGGACCUUGCACUACCCUUCACUGUAAGGAAGUGCCAAACGCCUGCGUGCCUCUCAACCAAAGCGUUCAAAUUGAGAAAAACAUCGAGAAAUGUGAACCUUGUGCACAGGGGUAUACCCGUCCAGAAUCGGAUGUUGAAUGUUGUCCGGCUUGCGUUCCCAAACCAGGAACUCUUCCGCCAAGUCUCAACCUUUGUCAAGCGUCUGCUGUGGAAGAUAUGCACAUCACCGAUAAUAAUUGCACGUCCACUGUGAAAGUUAAAACAAGAAGAUGUUCCGGUUUAUGUCAAUCUUCCUACGAUCCGGGCACAGAUACCAGCCAUUGCUAUUGCUGUCGUCCCAAGAAAUUCAAAUUGGUCAACGUGAAUUUGGAGUGCGAAAAUCCUGUCGAUAAUUUCAUCAAAGAAGUGAAGGUUGUCGAGGAAUGCGAUUGCCAGGUUAUGACUUAGCUCGCUGUCAGUUUAACAAGUACUUCUCGUCUCUAUUAUUAGUUGUAUUAAUCAUUUGAAUAUAUGCUAGAUGAAAUGUUAAAGGCAUAGUAAAAUAUAUGUAACAAUUAUCAAACA
Messenger RNA from Dendronephthya gigantea, 1912 nucleotides. RefSeq names its product flocculation protein FLO11-like. The annotation marks the transcript as partial. The transcript is spliced from 8 exons. Lineage: Eukaryota; Metazoa; Cnidaria; Anthozoa; Malacalcyonacea; Nephtheidae. The record is from RefSeq and is a predicted model, not a curated record.